Mercenaria mercenaria is the source of this 849-nucleotide messenger RNA. Its product is annotated as apolipoprotein D-like. The coding region runs from base 139 to 768 and encodes 209 amino acids. The transcript is spliced from 4 exons. The record is from RefSeq and is a predicted model, not a curated record. NCBI's taxonomy places the organism in Eukaryota, Metazoa, Mollusca, Bivalvia, Venerida, Veneridae.
UUAUAAUCAAAUUGGUAGGUCACGUUGACGACCAUGUUUAAAGAAACAACGUGCUGACAACACUACUUUCGGCAUUUUUUUUUUGUUACACAAUAGCUCCUGCCUAUAAAAGAGGCAAAAACAGUGUACUCUUUGUAAAUGAACAAAGUGUCCUACUGUGUAAAAAUGUUUUCUUUAAGAUUGUGUUUUGCGGCGAUCGUGCUUCCGCUUUCUGUAAACUGUUUUAUUUUGGACACAUUUCUGGGGAAAGCGCCGCAAACAGUGGGUGCACUCGAUUUAAAUAAAUACCUCGGAAGAUGGUAUCAGAUGUAUGCCAGUCAAUCUGUGGUUUUCCUCUGGGAAUCAGAUGCUUACUGUGUGACUGCUGACUAUGAACUAUGGGCUAAUGGCACUGUGUCAGUUUUGAACUCUGAGCGACUACAUAACGCUACCGGUCCUUUAAAAGUCAUCACUGGUUCGGCAACAUCGUCAAAUGAGCCUGGCAAAUUCACUGUUCGUUUGCAAACUGUUCCAGUAGGCGCAUCCUACUGGGUAUUGAAGCUUGGACCAGCGACAUAUGGUGAUAAGUUCCAGUAUCAAUAUUCCAUUGUUAGCGACAAUGUAAGGGGAACGCUCUUCGUACUGGCUAGAGACCCAGACAUAUACCACAUGGAUUAUGAAGCAGAAGUUAAUACAUUCUUGAAGGAGCACGGCUUUAGGACAUUUUACAAUAAGCCUAUAAAUACAUACCAUGGCAAAGACUGUAUUUAUAACUCAAAUCACCAUUGAAUGUUUAUGAUAUUUUUGUACUUUAUUUUGUUACUAUAAACGAUACAUAGCAUUGUAUGUAAAUUACAUUUUUUAAGCUUU